AUGGCAUUCAUGAUAUAUCUGUUAAAGGCAGAGCCAUUGCCCAAUGGUGCGUUUGAAGCCAUGAUACUGGAUUGUGUCAGCCCUAAGCCAGCAGAGUCGAUGGUACAUCCGUCACUGCCGGGACACUACUUCCUCUAUGGUUGCCACCCAUGCACGACAUUCAGCUUCACAUCAAACGACAAGGGAGCUCCCCUCAAACAAUAUGCCAACUACACAGUGACAGAGGUGUCUCGCGAGGACUUUAUCAACGAGAUCACGACCAAUGCCACGAUUAAAGCCCUCAUCGACAUGACACCUCACGAGAUGAACGAGAGAGAGAAACAAGACAAGAUAUGCGAUCCCACAAACUGCAUCUAUACAUUCAUGCCGAGGCCGUUCAGGGUACGCAGGUUGCCGACUUGGGCUGGUACUGAUAUUCGGGGUCACCAAAUCAUUGCAAUACCCGUCAAUCAACCAAUGUUUGUCAAGGCAGACGAGACUGAGUACCAGCCACAUGGAUUCGAGCUCGACUAUGACCUGCUUCAAAACGUGCAUCCCGAACUGCCCUUGCGAGAUAAGACCACUGGAAGGCUGUUGGUGCCCGAGGGUCAUAUCCUCUUCUUCAAUUUGCUGAAUGACGAAGAUGAGACCAGGGAAUACUUUGACUCUCAAAAAGCGGCCAGGUUCAACGAUGACACCGACAUCAGUGCGCAAGUGGAGGACCUUGGAUCAGACAUUAUCCGUACAAGCAGAUACAGGAACCCAGCUACAUAUUGUUCUGGGGUAUCCUCCAGCCCCACUUAUCUCUCAUACAGCAGUGCAUUCUCAACUGUCCAAGGAAGUUUGAUUGAUUACCCAUUCAAAUUCACCAAUCCAGAUACAGUCAAGAUUAGGUACGAAUUCCUCAUUAUGUUCGAAAAGUUACCGCCAUCCAAACAGGCUCUCCUACUCAUCAUCAGUUAUCAUCAUGAUUAUGUUAAACACAGACCAUUGAUGUUGUCAUUCUAUCGAUAUAUUAUGUUGUACUUCACGAUCCCCGACGAGACACUGUUCCACGUACUCAAGUUUAUGUGCUUUGCGACACUCAAUGGCUGUCCUGAAUACACGGUCAUCAAUAACAUACUCACAAUGCGACCUCAUUUGAGAACGAUGAAACGCCCAGUCCGACUGCCACCUUUGGUCGACUCCAUUGCGAACAACGAAGCCAUUAAUAAUGAGUACCCGAAGUAUGAAUUGGACGCACAUGGACCAGUACUGCCUUUGACACUUGACACGAUUGUGGUCCUCGCCAACAACUUCGAACUCCAAAUCUCAUGCUUUAAUUACGGGGUCGACCAAGGACUGGAAUUCCCAACACCACUGGACACCAUGCUGCGGUACUCCAAAUCAUACAGAUGCAUUUGCGCGAUUUUGGAAGAGCAUCCAGACUACCUUCAACUCAACCCAGCGGCCAGGCCCCUCUGGUCACUGGCGCACAACAACUUGGUCAAUAAGGAUGAUUGGAUCGAUUCAGAUCUUUGGCUAGAUUUUGAACAACCUCUGUUGCUGAAGUUGUCGUCACUACCAGGGUUCAACACAGGCAUCCCACAUAUGCCUACCAUCGAGGACCUCUGCAUCAUCCAUGAGCGGUACUCCCUGCUGACAUGGUGUAACAAGACCGCAGACAUCACGAUCCAGAGGCGUGAGCCACACUGUGCUGGGUUUCCAGAGUGUUGCAGUGCAAUGGAGUUGAUCAUUGGCACCGAAGGAAUACUCGAUCGCCAGACGGUUAGAGAUUACCAAUUGCACAAUCCACACGCCCAACAUGUGUGCGACGCGUCACUCGUCAAGAUCAUCACAUUCUAUCCACAUAAAUGUUACCUAAUGAGUGAGAUGAGGUUCAAGAACUCGUCAUGGCCGAUCUACAUACAUGGCACCAUGUUACCAUUUGUCGCGCUGAUGUUCAACUCACACUUGGAAGAUUUGGCAUCGAUGCUUAAGGUGCCAGGACUGCCACCUGUCGACAAGAUGGUCAUCGAUAUGAAACUGUGGUAUGAUUGGUGCUCCAAGAUAUACGAGUUGGAGAAGCCAGUUUUUGAUCGUGGUUCACUAUUGGACGUGUACUUGUGGAUUGGAAGAGUGGACUUGAUCAAACAUCUACUCACAACCUAUGGCACUGAUUGGAUCACCAAACAAACUGAGACAAUCAUUGGGCGACGUAAUGCGGCUAUCAGAUCAUUGGUGGCAGACCUUAGGAAGUUCAUGGGACGUGGUGGAAAGUCAUCAUCCAAAUCAAAGAAGAUGAAGAAGAAGCCUGUGAAGAAAAAACAGACACAAGAUACCAUUGAACAGGCACCAUCACCUUUACCAAAUCCUGACAAAGUGGCCGACACUCAAACAUUGGACAUCAGCAAUGUGAUUGAGUCCAUAACACCUGUUCAGCAGGAAAUGUCACUGGAGCAGUAUGAGAGGACAGUGGGCAAGUUCAAAUACAGCAGGAAGAUGAUCAUUGGACGUGGAAGCAAUGGCACUCUGGUGUACAAAGGUGUGUGGUGUGACAAGGUGCCUGUGGCAAUCAAGCAGAUGAACAAAGGAUUCAACACACUCAUCGAUAAAGAGGUGGAGAUACUCAUUCAGCUGACGUCAAUGUCCAGUGCAACAGACAACUUGGUGAGAUUCUUUGGAAUGGAAGAGACCGAGGACUACAUAUUCUUGGCCACAUCACUGUGUGAGAUGUCACUUCAAGAGUUGGUCGAGGCUCACAAAGAUCGUUAUCAAUCAUUGAACAAACAGACAUUGAUCAAAGACAUUGUGAACGGUGUUCGAUUCCUUCACAACAACAACAUCAUCCACAACGAUCUCAAUCCUCGCAACAUCCUGUUCAAAGACAACCACCUGUUCAUCACUGACAUGGGACUGAGCAAGAUGUCCGUUGAGACAUCAUUCGCAUUCACUCAUGCUCCAAGUGGUCAAGGUGGUUACUUCCCAGCAGAGGUCAUCAACAAUCAGCGCAAGACCAACUCUGUCGAUAUCUUCUCACUUGGAUGUUUGAUGUAUUACAUCCUCACUGAUGGUGGUCAUCCAUUCGGUGACAUCAUACAUCGACGUGUGACCAAGAUAGUUGACAAUCAAUAUGAUCUCGAUCAUCUCACCGAUGUUUAUGCAGCUGAUCUAAUCACACAGAUGAUAUCACAUGAUCCAUCAACACGACCAACAAUCAGCACAUUGAUCAAUCAUCCAUUCUUCUGGGACAUCAACAAGCGACAAUCAUUCAUCAUCCGAGUUUCACAGAGCAUUCAGAACCAGCCACAUACAUUUCUCAACACGACAACAGACAAACAGAGAUUCCUUCGUCAAUCAUGGAACAUGUCAAUCGAUUCCAAACUCUUGGAUCAACUCAAUCAAGAGACACAAUACAACUUCAACAAUGUGAAGGACCUUGUUCGAUGCAUCAGGAACACAACACUCCACCAUCAUCAACUUUUCACAGACAGCAGCAAGACAUCGACAUUCUUCACAUCACAACAAUCAGCAUUCCAAUACUUUGAACAACGACAUCCAUCACUUGUACUUCACCUCUACCAAAGACUGCGGACAAGUACCACCGAUGUCCAAUCAGAUAACCUCAAGGAGUUCUUUGUAUAA
Molecule: messenger RNA, 3603 nt
Organism: Acytostelium subglobosum LB1
Lineage: Eukaryota; Evosea; Eumycetozoa; Acytosteliales; Acytosteliaceae
Exons: 4
Coding region: 1-3603 (1200 amino acids)
Biological process (GO): IRE1-mediated unfolded protein response; mRNA processing; intrinsic apoptotic signaling pathway in response to endoplasmic reticulum stress
Cellular component (GO): IRE1-TRAF2-ASK1 complex
Molecular function (GO): protein serine/threonine kinase activity; ATP binding; RNA endonuclease activity
Source: RefSeq, a predicted model, not a curated record